Molecule: messenger RNA, 1862 nt
Organism: Callorhinchus milii (elephant shark)
Lineage: Eukaryota; Metazoa; Chordata; Chondrichthyes; Chimaeriformes; Callorhinchidae
Gene: slc60a1a
Product: major facilitator superfamily domain containing 4Aa
Exons: 11
Coding region: 73-1584 (503 amino acids)
Source: RefSeq, a predicted model, not a curated record
GAGAGAGAGAGAGAAAGAGAGAGAAAGAGAGAGAGAGAGAGGGUUCCUACUCCAUUCGCUCUUGACUGUCAGAUGUUUGACGACCACCGUUGGAGUCUACUUAAGUGGAACCUGCAGCCCACCCUCACCCUAUGGAGUGCCUUCUGUUCCUUCGGGCUGUGCAUCGCUGUACUUGGACCCACGCUUCUCGAUCUACGCUGUCAGACCCACUCCACACUGCCCCAGAUCACCUGGGUGUUCUUCUCCCAAAACCUCUGCAUUCUCCUGGGCACCAUUUUCGGGGGAGCCUUUAAGAAAACGUUCUUCUACUCACUGGCCGGUCUCUUCGUCUCCACGCUGAUGAUUUCCAUCGUUUUCACCAUCAUCCCCUUCUGUACUGAUGUGAUCGUGUUGACACUCGUGGUGGCCAUUGGGGGCUUGGCCAUGGGCUGCAUCGACACCAUUGCCAACAUCCAGCUGGUCAACAUCUACCAAAAAGACUCUGCCAUCUUUUUACAGGUCCUCCAUUUCUGUAUGGGUUUCGGAGCCUUCCUCAGCCCUAUGAUCGCAGACCCUUUCCUGUCGGAAACCAGCUGCAUACACACCAACGGCAGCCUCAACACCACGGCCCCGGACCUCAGCCACAUGCGGCACUCCCUGGUGGGCUACCCGGCCGUCAACCACACCAGCUUCCACCUCGUCACCAAGGGCGACGCCAUCACCAACGUCUCCUAUGCCUUCUGGAUCAUGGCGCUGAUCAAUUUGCCGGUGCCUGUGGCUGUGUUCUUCCUGAUGAACAAAGUGAAGUUUGGAGGCUGUUGCGGGAAGAAAAAUGUUCCGCUCUUAACAGGAGCAGAUCCACCCCAGGCCCUACAGAUGGAAGGGAUAAGUUCGAGCAGCGAGAAAGAAAAAGAUGGGGAUCACAGCAGUUUCUUGGACUGUUUCAAGAGCCUUGAUCUCCAAGACAUCCCAUGCACAUUCUUCGCUAUUCACAUUGUAUCUGCCACCGUGCUGUUUAUGAGCGACGGCAUCUUGGGGCUGUACUCUGCCUUUGUGUACUCCUACGCUGUCCGCGAGCCCCUCAACAUGGGCUCCAGGCUGGCCGGCUACCUUCCUAGUAUCUUCUGGGCUUUCAUUACCGUGGGGCGAUUGGCUUCCAUUCCCGUCUCCGGAAGGUUAAAGCCUUGCACGAUGGUCUUCAUAAACCUGGGCGGUAUCAUUGGGACCUUUAUUCUGAUGUUGUGUUUUGCCACCAAUUGGGUCUGUCUGUUUGUGGGCACUGGGCUCUUGGGCUUUUUCCUGAGCAGCACCUUCCCCAGUAUGUUGGCUUACACUGAGGACGUUUUAAAUUACAAAGGUUGCGCUACGACAGUACUGGUAACAGGGGCUUGCAUUGGGGAGAUGGCAUUGCAGACUCUGGUGGGAUCUGUUAUUUACUCUCACCCGAGUAAUGUUUUCCUCCUGUGUGGGCUGGUCUUUGGUUGUCUCGCUCUCGUGUUUUAUCUACUGCUGUUGCUGGUGCACAGAUUACAUAUUCAUUUCAGUCUGACAGCGAUUUCGAAACGAGUGCUGAUUCCCGAGGUGAGAGCUACGUACCAGAGAUGAGGUCCAGAGGGUGACCAGCCAAAGACUCGCACACAGGGAAACAUUCAGCCGCAGCCCAGAGUCACUGCCCGCCACGUGGGAGGGGGUGGUGGGGGGAGACCAGCAGCCAACCGACAGGGGGAGGGGAAGGGAACUGUGUGGAGUCCUGUAGCAUAGUGGUUAGCACGCCUCUGUUUAUUCCACACACACCUCUGUUUACCCAGCAAUAAGUACGUAUCCGGCUGUUAGUCGAUUGGCGGAUCACUUUUCCAGGAGCAAUAAUCCCUUCAAAAAAAAAA